AUGGACCGUGAGGAAGCUGUAGCUUGGGGCGUGUUUAUGCAGAGGUGGGAAGCGUUUGCAGCUGAGUGGGUUGGGUUGCCCGGUGAAAAGUUGUGGGUAAACUUUCUGGCAAACAACCAAGAAGCAGCAGAGAGGUUGGGCUUUGAGGUAGACCCGGCUGACCACUGGCCGCUGUCCCAGAGUGGUUGCUUGACAGACUGCGUCAUUUGUGACGCUCCGGAGAGCGACGAGGCGUUUGCGGGGUUUGAAGUGGCAGACGGGCGGGAGCAGGUGCGGGCGUGGGGAGCUGGUGGUUCGCAGGAGCUGCGCUGCAGCUGGUGCUGGAGUGACAGCGCCAGGGAUCGCUGGGAGAGUAGGCAGGCCGCGCGAGCACCGAAGCGGCGAACGCGGAGAGUGAGGGCUCAGUUGCGGAGGAGCGGAUCGCGGGAGGAGGUGCAGGCAAGCCAAGGGGGCUGGUGGGAAGAGGAGGAGGUUGACAUGGCCUCGGGCACGGGGUUGGAGGGGCGGCAGAGGUUUUCGGGCAAGAAGGGUGAGGGGCUCACCUUGAAGCAAUUUGAGUUGAUGGUCAAGGGAAGCCUGCAGGACCGCUUCAAGAAGCUUCAGAAGGAUGUUGGGAACCCAGUAGACGGGGCGGAGUUUAACGGCAGGUACUGCAUCUACCUCGGUGAGUUCCUUGACAACCCGGCGAAGUUGGCGCAUGAGCGGGAGUAUGAGGAGCAUUGCACGGAGACGGACCCUAUGGGGGCGCUGCUGAAGUCGCUCAAGCGUCACUUCGAGGAUCGGAAGGAGGGCAAGGCGCAGGAGUGGGUUGACUUCCGACGCGAGCCGGGGGAGGAGCUGCCGUCACUCCUGUUCAGGUUGAAAGGGUUGGCAAUUGACUUGGACAAGCAAGAUGCUGAUCAGGAGCUGGUCACCAAGUUCAUUACGAGCUUGGAGAGGCGGCUGGCGGAGCAGACUAGUUCCCAGGCCAUGGCAGCAACCAAGUCGGAGCCGGGUGGCGCCUACACGUUAGACGAGGCGUACAAGGCUGCGUUGAGGGUUCAGUCCAUCAACGCCAGGUUGCGGAUCGCACGGGAGUUGGUGCCAAGAGUGGCUGACACAUCGAGGGCGCGGUGGGGGCAGAAGCCGGCGGCUGCACACGUUGCCGCGGUUGCAGCGCCGGUACAGCUGGGUGCGGCCGGUCCCGCAGUUGGUGGAGGCUCGGGGGCCUGCCACAACUGUGGGGAGGUAGGGCACUACCGCAACGGUUGCCCCCACCCAAGACGGAACAGCUCCGGGAGGGGUCAGGGAGCCGGUGGCAGAGGAGGUGGCGGUCGGGGGCCCAGGUCGUGCUUUGUGUGCGGGGAAACCACACACUUGGCGGCCCAGUGCGCCAAGCGGGCCGCCCCAGUGGUUGCAGCUGCGGCCACCAACGCAGGCGGGGGCACGUUCGGAGGGGACAUUAGCGCGGCGGAGUUUAAGGCGUUCCAAGACUGGCGCGCCAUGUCACAGGCGGCAGUCGCAGCGCAGGUCGAGGGGCCAACGGACGAGGACGACUGCGAGUGGGACGAGCUGGAAUACGGGCUGGGGGCGGUGGCGCUCCCGUUGUUUGAGCAGGAGGGGUUGCCCGUUGUGAUGGCAGCAGCCGGGACCCGCGCAGGCGCGGAGAAGGCCAGAGCAACCAGGGCGGCACGCAGCGGGGGGCCAGGAGCGCAGAGCGGUUUAGCUGUCAAGGGGGGAGUACAGGGAAACAGUGUGGGGGGCCCUGUUGGGACUGCAAAAAUCGCUCCUCCGGUGGACCUGGCGGCGACAGAGGCGCUCAAGGCGCGCAGGGACAAGGCAGCCGCAAGGGAGCGGUUGGUGAAGCUGCCCGACCACGGUCGCCACGUGGCCCCGCAGGGGCUCAACAGAUUGCCCAAGGGCUUCGCGGUGGCCGUCAGUGCACAGGCAAGAGGGAGCAGGCCGGAGGGGACGGUGACGCUGGGGUUGGGCGCCUUCCUGGCGCUGGCUGGACGCGCUGGGAUGGACCUGGCGGCGGUUGCUGAGAUGACGCGUGCAGGGGGGGUGAUGGAAAUGCAGACACCCAAAUCAGGCGUGAAGGGCUCGGGGGCGGGGCUGUCGCCCAUUGCAAUGAAGGCACUCCGCGCGCGCGAGGCCGGCGAGGUGUUGGGUGGUGAGAGUUUGCAGACUGGACAGGGCGGGGAGAAGCCCCAGAGCUGGGUGCAGGUAGCAAAGGGGGGCGCAAGCAGCAGUUAG
Messenger RNA from Klebsormidium nitens, 2235 nucleotides. The record is from the annotation of a GenBank genome assembly. NCBI's taxonomy places the organism in Eukaryota, Viridiplantae, Streptophyta, Klebsormidiophyceae, Klebsormidiales, Klebsormidiaceae.